AUGCGUCAGCGUCCAAUCGCAACAACGCUCCCCCUCCCUCCCUCCCGACCCGACCCGAGCUCAUCACCCUCGAGUUCAAAACUGGCAUCAGUCAGUCACAGCAGAGCAGCAGCACUCGAUUUCAUUUCAUUCAGGAUUAUCACAUCGCAGCUUCUUCGAGAGAUUCAAACAUCCACAAUGGCUGCUCUUGCCAACGCUGCUGUGCUCCCGUCCACCUUCGUCGGCCAGAGCGCUGAGCUCGCCGCAAAGGUGAACAAUGUCGAGGCCCGCGUGACGAUGAGGAAGACCGCCAAGGCGGCUUCCAGCAGCGCCUUCUACGGCCCCGACCGCAACCUGUUCCUGGGCCCCUUCAGCUCCCCGCCGUCGUACCUCACCGGCGAGUACCCCGGCGACUACGGCUGGGACACCGCCGGUCUGUCCGCUGACCCCGAGACCUUCGCCAAGAACCGCGAGCUGGAGGUCAUCCACGCUCGCUGGGCUCUGCUCGGCGCGCUCGGCUGCCUGACCCCCGAGCUGCUGGCCGGCAACGGCGUGAACUUCGGCGAGGCCGUGUGGUUCAAGGCCGGCGCGCAGAUCUUCUCCGAGGGUGGCCUGGACUACCUGGGCAACCCCAGCCUGAUCCACGCGCAGUCCAUCCUGGCCAUCUGGGCCACCCAGGUCAUCCUCAUGGGUGCCGUCGAGAGCUACCGCGUGGGUGGCCUCGAGGGCUUCCAAGAGGUUGAGGACCCCCUGUACCCCGGCGGUGCCUUCGACCCCCUGGGCCUGGCCGACGACCCCGAUGCUCUUGCUGAGCUGAAGGUGAAGGAGCUGAAGAACGGCCGCCUCGCCAUGGUGUCGAUGUUCGGCUUCUUCGUGCAGGCCAUCGUCACCGGCAAGGGCCCCCUGGAGAACCUGAGCGACCACCUGGCUGACCCCACCGUCAACAACGCGUGGGCCUAUGCCACCAACUUCACCCCCGGUGCUUAG
Messenger RNA from Closterium sp. Naga37s-1, 966 nucleotides. The record is from the annotation of a GenBank genome assembly. Lineage: Eukaryota; Viridiplantae; Streptophyta; Zygnematophyceae; Desmidiales; Closteriaceae.